AUGACCUUCAUUCCCUGCAUGUCGGCCAAACUUUCUGCGAGGCCCCUUUUGAGCCAUGGCUUGAGGGGCCGACUCGCUAGGCCCGCUCUCCGUGCCGGUCGGAGCUUUUCGGCCGCGACCCUCCUACGGACCAGCCCUCGGGUCAACUCCGAAGGUUCGGCCAACACCGCACAAAGCGGCUGGAAUGGGAAAUCAGUCUGGACUGUUGCUUUGGCCGCCGGCACUGUUGGUUGGGGUCUUGCUAGUUCGAUAAAGGACAAUUCUGCAAGCGCUGGCUUUCUCCCACUUGGUAAUGGUCUGCUUUUUCCGGACAGCCUGUCUCGCCCUGUGGCUUAUGCAAGUAUGGCCGAAAUGGAGCAGGCCUUGAAGGAGAUUCGAAAGGAGUUGGGUGGCGAGGAUAUCAUCUCCACGGACCCUGAUGACUUACAUGCCCACGGAUAUUCUGAGUGGUCGUCAACUAAUCCUGAUGGUCUUCCCGUAGCUGUUGCGUAUCCUCGGUCAACAGAACAGGUGGCAACGAUCGCGCGGGUAUGCUUCAAGUAUAACGUUCCCAUCAUUCCGUACUCGGGUGGUUCUAGUCUGGAAGGAAAUUUCUCGGCCCCUUAUGGAGGAAUCAGCGUCGACUUUGCCUUCAUGGACCAGAUACUCUCCUUCAAUAAGGAUGAUAUGGACAUUGUUGUACAACCGAGUAUCGGAUGGCAGGACUUGAACGAGAAACUUGCGAAGAUGGAGAGCGGUCUCUUUUUCCCCAUUGACCCGGGCCCAAGCGCAAAAAUUGGUGGAAUGAUCGGUACCAACUGCUCGGGAACGAAUGCGGUUAGAUAUGGAACCAUGAAGGACUGGGUGAUCAACCUCACUGUUGUUUUGGCAGACGGUACUGUGGUCAAGACUCGGAGGCGGCCAAGAAAGUCUUCUGCCGGCUACAACCUGAAUAGUCUAUUCGUGGGAUCUGAGGGAACGCUAGGCCUUGUGACCGAAGCAACCCUCAAGCUCACUGUUGUGCCUGAGGACUUUUCAGUUGCUGUGGUGACGUUCCCUAGUAUCAGAGACGCUGCUGCGGCCGCAGCUGAGGUUAUGCGGAACGGUAUUCCUGUGGCAGCGAUGGAAAUCAUGGAUGAGGUCCAAAUGAAGGUCGUCAAUCUGGGUGGCGCAACAGCGCCUCGUGUCUGGCAGGAACUCCCAACCCUAUUCUUCAAGUUCUCCGGUACCAAGGCCGGCGUCAAGGAGAAUAUUGGUCUCGUCCAGAAAAUUACCAAGAAUCAUAAGGGUGGCAACUUCGAGUUCGCAAAGGACGCGCUGGAGCAGAAGUUGCUAUGGUCUGCCCGGAAAGAAUCACUGUGGUCAAUGUUGGCGCUUCGCAAGGACGGUGAAGAAGUUUGGAGUACCGAUGUUGCUGUUCCCUUCAGCCGUCUGGCCGACCUCAUCGAGAUCAGCAAGAAGGAAAUGGACGACAUGGGGCUCUUCGCGAGUAUCCUUGGCCAUAUCGGCGAUGGAAAUUUCCACGAAAGCAUCAUCUACAACCGGACGAUACCUGAAGAGAGAGAAAAGGUCGAGAAAUGCGUGCACAACAUGGUGAAGCGAGCGAUAGAUAUGGAGGGUACGUGUACAGGCGAGCAUUCGAUCGGCUGGGGCAAAAAAGAAUCGCUGCUUCUCGAGGUCGGCUCCGAUACCCUUGACGUUAUGAAGUCGAUCAAACGGGCGCUCGAUCCGAAAUGGAUCAUGAACCCAGGAAAAAUCAUGGAUAUUCCUGAGGGUUCAAGGACGAACCAAGGUGCCUCAUCAUGA
Messenger RNA from Colletotrichum orchidophilum, 1785 nucleotides. Its product is annotated as glycolate oxidase. The transcript is spliced from 5 exons. The record is from RefSeq and is a predicted model, not a curated record. Gene Ontology annotation, cellular component: mitochondrion. Bases 1 to 1785 code for a protein of 594 amino acids. Gene Ontology annotation, biological process: lactate catabolic process. Gene Ontology annotation, molecular function: D-lactate dehydrogenase (NAD+) activity; FAD binding; D-lactate dehydrogenase (cytochrome) activity. NCBI's taxonomy places the organism in Eukaryota, Fungi, Ascomycota, Sordariomycetes, Glomerellales, Glomerellaceae.